UCAACUUAUGUAUAUAUCGAAUUUAUAUCGAUAAAUAAUCGGACGUUGCACAUCACUCAAUCCCAUUUUUAUUUCGGUUUGAUGUUUCCUUAGUUAUAUAUACAGUUAGUGUAAAAAAUAUUUUAGUAAGUGCUAGUGUAGUGUCACCGGGAUACCGCAGUAUAUUGUUUUAAAGAACAAUGGAACUAUUGCGGCUGAACAUGAGUGUGUGUAACGUCUAGAAGUUAUAUAACAUAUUAGUUACCAAGAAUGGCGGAUAAUGUCGCCUUUGAUGACGAGAAGCUGGUGGUAGGUAGUCCCAAUCAACGAAACUGGCGGGGUAUACUCAUCGCGCUACUGGUUAUCGUGGCCGUUCUCGCGCUGAUAGUCACAUCGGUGGUGCUCUUGACACCACCAGACGAAGGGCCAAGGGUGAAAGGCAGAAGGCUUAAGAUUCAAGACUUAUUGACAGAUGAUCUGGUGCCUGUUCGGUGGAAUGGAACUUGGAUAUCUGGAGACGAGUUCUUGUAUCAGGACUCGUGGGGAGGGAUCGCUCUCAUGUUUGCGGCGAACCAAACUUCGAAAACACUUAUGCCUAAUACUACAUUCAGGGUGCUAGAACCUGCUUCAUUCUCACUUUCGGCGGAUCGACGAUUCCUACUACUUGCGCAUGCGCCGCGCAAAAUCCACCAAUACUCCUACCUCGCCCGUUACACCGUCUAUGAUAUACUAACCACGGAAUCCUAUCCUCUAACGCCGUUACCGGAUGACAUCGGAGGAGGAGUUAUCAGCGAAGGUCCGCUUCUUCUUCUUGCCAUGUGGACUCCUAAGGGCCAUGGGCUCAUCACCGUUAAAGACUACGACAUCUUCUACCGUCCAGCACCAAGAUCUUCUACCGGGUACAGAGUAACUGAUACGGGCAUACCCGGGAGGAUCUUUAAUGGAGUACCAGAUUGGCUUUAUGAAGUCGAAAUUCUCAACUCAAGGUCAGCGCUAUGGAUGUCAGGUGAUGGUCACAUGGUCCUGUACGCGACCUUCAACGACACUUUAGUCCACGAACAGAAGUACCCAUGGUACGGAGCUGCAUUGGAUACUGAUGAUCCAGCUAAGACUUAUCCGGAGAUCAGAAGCGUGAGGUACCCUAAGCCAGGCACUAACAACCCGAUCGUGAAGCUGACUGUGGCUGAUAUAGCAGACCCGAAGCACAUAAGAACGAGACACCUUACUCCACCGAAAAUCAUACUUGAAGAAGGGGACUACUAUUUCACAAGCGCGCAAUGGGUAUCUCUCACGGAGGUGUGCGUAGUAUGGCUCACACGCGUACAGAACUUGUCUGUGGUGUCAGUGUGUAAAAGCCCUAUGUGGUAUUGUCAAGAGGUGUACCGAGUAUUUUCGGGAACAGAAGCCUGGGUCGAAUCUGCUCCAGCACCGUUAUGGUCGUCAGGGGGCGGCGCCCUUGUAACAUUGGCCCCAGUGCGAGAUGGCCCUGCUGGACUCUUCCGACAUGUAGUGCGCGCCGAACACAAUGCACAUGGACCAAGAGCAUUACCACUCACACAUGGAAGUUUUGAUGUAGUUAAACUAUUGGCAUGGGACCACGCGAACCAACAUAUAUAUUAUUUAGGCAUACCAGAAGGUAAACCAGGGCAGCAGCACUUGUAUAGAGUGUCAUCGGAGGCGCCUCGUCCCGGCACGCCGCAGAAAUUACCAUAUUGUGUGACUUGUAAUUCACAGCCGUCGCCUGCAAUCAAUCUAGAGUUUUACGGAAACCUCGCAUCAUCAGGCGACAGCACUUGGGACAAUGACUGGGACGAGGAACUCCCAGCUACGUCUCCAGCUCCAUCGAAGAAGAAGAAAAAAAAACAACCUGAAAAUAUACCUCAAAAUCUACCAUGCCUGUUCCACGACGCUCACUUCAGUCCGUCUUCAACGUACUUCGUACUCGAAUGCUUGGGCCCAGGUGUACCGACGUCUAGCUUACACAAGAUCUCAUUACCAGAGCCUCGUCUCUUGAUGCAUCUGGAAAAUAACACAGCAGUAAAGGAAAAGCUAUCAGUCAUAGCAUUACCAACACCACGAACGUUCUCCGUGCAACUAUCAAGUGGUCAAGCAGCUCGAGUACGUCUCCUUCUUCCUCCUGGCUUGAGGGAGGAUGAAGUAACAAAAUAUCCAUUAGUUAUGAAAGUAAACGGAGCACCAGGAACUCAGCUAGUAACAGAGCAGUGGUCUCUCGACUGGGGCUCAUUAGCAGCAGGCGCUGGAGCUAUAUUGGCUUCAGUAGACGCAAGAGGUGCGGGCGGACGAGGCCUUGCAGCACAUCAUACACUGCAUAGGCGUCUGGGAACUGUUGAACUAAAAGACCAGUUAGAAGUUGCAGAAUAUCUCCGCGACUCGCUACAUUUUAUUGACGCGCGUCGUGUAGCGGUGUGGGGUCGCGCGCACGGCGGGUUCCUUGCGGCGCUGGCGCUUGCAAGUCCGUUGCGUGUUUUCCACUGCGGGGUCGCAAUCACACCCAUCAUUAGGUGGCGGUACUAUGCAUCAGCUUAUUCAGAACGGUACAUGGGCUUCCCGAACGCAACUGGUAAUUACCGAGGUUACGCGGACGCUGACGUUACCAAGCAAGCCGCAGCACUUCAAGAUAAAAUGUUGCUAUUAGUACACGGCACUGCAGACGAUAAUGUGCACGUACAGCAGACGAUGGCGCUAGCGAGAGCGUUGUCUGACCAGGGAAGCACGUUUAGACAGCAGAUUUACCCAGACGAAGGUCACAGCCUAGAGGGCGUUAAGAAACACCUAUACCGCACAAUGUCCUCGUUCCUAGACGACUGUUUCAAGAAACAAGUGCCACCAGAGACGAAGGCCGGACUGCGAAAUGGCGGUAACCUCGACUGAGACUCGUGGAGGGAUGAGGAGUUGUACUCUUGGUAAUUACAAUGAAGUAGAAACCGACAGAGAAGACUUUAUUAAAAUCUGUAGUACAAUUAUUUCCAUAUCCCAUUCGAUAUUUACUGCCAAAUGGACAAUUUCAUACACAUCAAAUAUGCAUGUGAUACGUAGUUAUAAAUAAUUGUGAUUGUGUAAAUUGUAUGAUUGAAUUCUAUUAAAAGCUUUUAAUUAACGGACCCCUACGCGAAAGUAUAUUUGAGGUGCAUACGAGUGUGUGUGAUUGGUAUAUAGAAACGCACAAGAAACAGUUACCAAUAAAUGCAAACAAUAAUUGUGUUGUGUGAAAUCGCGAAUGAUGUUGAAAAUUGAAAGAAAAAAUGAUUAGUUUAGUUAUAAGGAUUACAUUUCUACCGUUCAUUGCUAAUAUUGUCUUAUUAAAAUGAUAUAUGCAAUGGUCAAUUCAGUUAUAAAAACUCUUUAAGCAUCUAAAUUAUUUAAUAAAUAAUUAGGAAGUUUCAGUUUGCGUAUCUGUAUCAAGUAUUCGAUGACGCAGAAAACUCCAGAAAUAAUUAAAAUACAAUUCGAUUUUCGAACGCACAAACUUCGUGUAUAAAAUAUGCGAUUGUUGUGUUUGUGUUAAAA
Nymphalis io (European peacock) is the source of this 3507-nucleotide messenger RNA. It is a transcript of the gene Dpp10, whose product is annotated as inactive dipeptidyl peptidase 10. The transcript has 19 exons. Bases 250 to 2871 code for a protein of 873 amino acids. The record is from RefSeq and is a predicted model, not a curated record. Gene Ontology annotation, biological process: proteolysis. NCBI's taxonomy places the organism in Eukaryota, Metazoa, Arthropoda, Insecta, Lepidoptera, Nymphalidae. Gene Ontology annotation, molecular function: dipeptidyl-peptidase activity; serine-type peptidase activity.